CUUCCCUUAUUUCAUAAACUUCUACACUCAACUCAACCCAAUUUCUCCUUCCUUUCUCCCCUUCAUCCUUCCCUAAAAAUGUUGAGUGCAAUUUCAGCACCAAAUAUUUUGAUACCAUAUCCAAAAACAACCCAUUUCAGAGCAAGUCGGGUUGCUCCGACUAGAUUCCGGGUUUCAGCUGUUGCUUCUUCACCCGACCCGAAAGAAACGAACUUGGAGUACACACCUUGGCUUAUUGUUGGUCUGGGUAACCCUGGAAUUAAGUAUCAUGGAACUCGGCAUAAUGUGGGAUUUGAGAUGAUUGAUAAAAUCUCCCAAAAGCAGGGCAUUUUGUUGAACACCAUACAAUCAAAAGCCUUGAUAGGCAUAGGUUCAAUAGGGGAAGUACCGAUACUCUUGGCCAAACCUCAAGCAUAUAUGAAUUACAGUGGGGAAUCGGUUGGACCGCUGGCUGCAUAUUACAAAAUACCUUUGCGCCACAUCUUGUUGGUCUAUGAUGAGAUGAGCUUGCCUAAUGGCGUGUUAAGGCUACAGCCAAAAGCAGGACAUGGACAUCACAAUGGAGUUAAGAGUGUGAUGGGACACUUAGAUGGGAGAAAGGAGUUCCCUCGGUUAUGCAUAGGUAUUGGGAAUCCACCGGGAAAUAUGGAUAUGAAAGCUUUUCUUUUACAGAAGUUCAGUUCUACAGAAAGAGGACAGAUUGAUGCUGCUUUGGAACAAGGUGUUGAGGCUGUGAGGAGCCUAGUGCUUAGUGGUUUUAGUGACGGUAUUACAAGAUUCAAUCUCGGGCAAAAAUACAAGUAUCACAAAGUCUGAGGCUAUGAGCGAAAAUGUGCAGAUCAUCUAAUUUUUAGGACAUACGUGCUUACAUAUAUUUUAGCACUCUCAAGUCCUAGUGACCUAGUUACUAGCCAACAUAUAUGUACCUCGACCCUCUUCAUAGCAUCAAGGUAGACGACUGCUCCGCCCAGUGUCAACUUUUCUUCGCCAAAGCUUGAGCUAUGUCGGGCUAUUAGCCUUAUGUAUGGGCUUCAAUUGCAGUGGUUGGAUCAUACCCAAAUCAGAUUGUACAUGAUGUAGGCUCGAGUUGCUGCUGUAAGAUUAAAAGAGAUGUUAUGCCAUGCUUGGGUUGCACCAUUGCAGAUCUUGAAGCUUUUUGUAAAGGUGAAAUGCUUUAUUUAGCUUAAUUCAUGACAUGCCAAGUUGCUAAAGGCUUAAUAGAUUUAAGCAUACAGAGUAAGGCUGUAAACUGAUUCACUAUUUUAUUAAUUUUGCAAGUGUUCAUUGUUAAGUUCA
Beta vulgaris subsp. vulgaris (sugar beet) is the source of this 1296-nucleotide messenger RNA. RefSeq names its product chloroplastic group IIB intron splicing facilitator CRS2-B, chloroplastic. Bases 79 to 816 code for a protein of 245 amino acids. Gene Ontology annotation, molecular function: peptidyl-tRNA hydrolase activity. The transcript has 8 exons. NCBI's taxonomy places the organism in Eukaryota, Viridiplantae, Streptophyta, Magnoliopsida, Caryophyllales, Amaranthaceae. The record is from RefSeq and is a predicted model, not a curated record.